AUGGGUACUAAUGUCGAAAUCAGGGAAAUGCGGGGACACAUGUUGGGGAAGACAGACGAGAAACCGGCUGACGGAUUGGUCCUUCUGGGCAUGUUGGCUAAUAGGCUCUACACAUGGCAGGCGAGAGGACUCCUUUACACAUCGGAUUAUGUAUACUAUGUCACAAUUCUUUUCCCACUCAAGAGAGCGUUUGGGUCCGUCAGCGGUAUUGUCCAUUAUUCUUUCCAGAUCCUACUUAGGGUGGUUGUCCCGUCAGCUGCAGAGAGGGACAUGAAUCAGAGGACAACAAGGCCCACUAAGUUGUGGAGAUGUUUUAGGUUGGGAGUAUCCCUUGUCCACUGCGGAGCCAGUAUCCCCAGAACGAGGGCAGGCAGAAAGAGGGACGAUCCCCAGAGAGAUGGUACUGGCACGACCCCAUGGUUUUAUUGUCAUGAUAGGGACAGACAGAAUGAUAUUUAUGAACAUGACGCAAGAGCCCUCGAAAAGUGGCUUGAUGAUAAAUAUAUAAAAAUAUUAUUGGGAUUAGGAAGAUUUUUCAGAGCCCUCAGGACAUUUAUCGUUGUGGAUUCUUCUCCAAGCGGGUGGGACCUAAUUGCUCGAGUCGAUGACAGGGGAUGGCCACUUGCCAGUCAGGGUUCAAAAUAA
Nezara viridula (southern green stink bug) is the source of this 645-nucleotide messenger RNA. NCBI's taxonomy places the organism in Eukaryota, Metazoa, Arthropoda, Insecta, Hemiptera, Pentatomidae. The record is from the annotation of a GenBank genome assembly.